UAGAUGUAAACCGGUGGAGAUGUUGACCAGCUCCAUUUGAUGAGAAAAGUAAAACUAAAAAAACAAGAUUUAUCCAAAACAAGUCCACAUUCAAUUAAAACAUAGCAUCUUGUUCAAAGCAAUAUGGUAGACUCAAUAGGAAGAAAGUUUCAAACACCACAAAGAAAAGAACUGAAGAAAGAAAGUGAUGUCCAACAACACCUUCAUAGAACCAUCUCAUAAUUCUGUUCCUUGAGUAUGUUUCAAGACAUAUUCAUUAGUAUUAUUCCCUUUACUCUUUUCUCAACUCUCUUCAUUCAAAACAAACCACUUCAUCAUGGAAAUCCCUCCUCCUAGAUUCAACUUCACAGUUAUCUUCCUCAUCAUCAUUUCUCUCUCCUUUGGUUUGAUUUCAUUCUUCUUGUGUAUAGCCGCCGAGAUAAAGAGAAAUAAGGAGGAGGAUCUUAGAUGGAAUGGAAAACUAUGUUAUAUGGAAACAAGUAAAGCAUUUGGAUUGAGUAUUGCAACAUUGGUUAGUUUAUUUUUUGCACAUAUCAUUGGGAAUUAUGUGUUAGUAAAGAAUUCUUAUUCAAGAUGGAAAAGUAUCUCCAAGUUUAAGAUACCUACUUCUUCAAAGAUUCUGUAUUUUAUAUCUUGCAGGGUUAGCUUUGGAAUUGUAGUUAUAUUAUUGAUUGCUGCAACAAGUAUGAGUAGAAAGCAACUCUAUGGGAAAGGAUGGUUGAAUGGUGAGUGCUACAUAGUCAAAGGAGGAACAUAUGCUGGUUCAGCUAUAUUGAUUCUUGUUACAAUUGGUUCUCUAAAUGGUUCAGCUUUUGCAAUACUAAAAUCUAGCCAAGCAUAUCAAGAAUGGAAAAUACACACAAAGUGGAUUACAUUAAAUAUAAUUAGAAUAUUUUUGUGUUAAAAUUAAUGAGAAAAAGAAAAGAAAAAAUGGGUUUGGAAAGUGGAUGAAUUUUUAUUAUUUAUUAAUGUGUGGAAAUAAGUGCUAAGAGCCCCACUAAGUAGCUUAUCAUUCUCCAAAGAAAUAGUAUCUUUUAUGUUUUUCAACUUACACCAAAAAUGAUAUACUUCAUUUGUAUAUAUACCAUGUGCUUAUGGGACAAGGGAAUUCUUGUUUUGAUCCCACUUGCAAAUAUUAAUAGUUGUUUAGGUUUUUUUAUAUAGUUUUAAAUAAAAGAUGGCUUUUUUUAAUGGUAUUUUAGUUUUUGAAAGUAAAGAAAAAAGGUGGAAACGUCUAGCUUUUCUAAAAGCUGGUCCAACCCAAGUGUAAGAAUUUUGAGAGUAUAAUAUUCAAUUCAGAAUAGUUGUUGGAUAUUUUAAUCUAAGGACUAAUCAAAGUCUUGUCUAGUGUCUAGUAGCUUGACUAAUAAGCUUUACUCGCAUAUUGCUAGUUUGUGGGAUAGUUACUUUGGCCGUUAGGCAUUAAUUAUAGUUAAUUAAAUUUAGGAGUAGUAAUUGGUUUAUUUACUGCAGGUAAAUUAGUUUAGAAGCAGUUAGUUAAUGCACUAUGUGUUAGAAAUUAGAAUGGAAAACAAUAGAGUUUGAAUGUGGAGAGUGGGUGAGAGAGAGGAGAAUUCAAGUGAGAUAAUUUAGUGGCAUUAAUUUCAUUAUAAUUAACUUCAUUAUUGAAACCCUUUGGAUAUAUAUACAAGUAAUAAGUUAAGUAAUAACUUGAGUGGAAUACAAGAUACAUCAUUAAAUAGUUGAAAAACAAAAUUCUCGGGCAUGUAACU
This is a messenger RNA of Vicia villosa (hairy vetch), 1733 nucleotides long. RefSeq names its product protein MODIFYING WALL LIGNIN-1-like. The coding region runs from base 317 to 904 and encodes 195 amino acids. The record is from RefSeq and is a predicted model, not a curated record. The transcript is spliced from 3 exons. NCBI's taxonomy places the organism in Eukaryota, Viridiplantae, Streptophyta, Magnoliopsida, Fabales, Fabaceae.